Molecule: messenger RNA, 489 nt
Organism: Protopolystoma xenopodis
Lineage: Eukaryota; Metazoa; Platyhelminthes; Monogenea; Polystomatidea; Polystomatidae
Source: the annotation of a GenBank genome assembly
AUGAAGAUGACCUGCCUUCUUGCUAACGUUAUUCGGUGUCGAUUGCUGCGAUGUCUGGAGCAUCGGCACUCAUGUCAACUUGUAAAAUGCCCUUCGGACUAUCCUGGAAAGGUUCCAGAUGCCGCCAUGAAAUCGAUUCGCUCCAAAAAGGCCGAUCCAGACGGCAGAGCAGUAAAGCCUUCGGUUAGUCGACUAGGACCAUAUCAACGGGGAAAAACGUCUGAGAAGCCUAUUAAGAAGAACAAGAGUCUUCAAGCUGGCUCGCCUACUUCCUCUAAUCUUGUGGCAACCGCGGCCUUCACCACCACAACUGGGGGUCUCACGAAAGACUGUCACACGCACGAAAUCAGAGUCAAUGAAGAAGCCGCCGAACAAGACGAACAGGCACAAGUGGCUGGUUUAACCCAAGACACGGGUACAUUUCGCCUGGUAGUAAGGGUUGCGACAAUUCAGCACGGAAAAAGUAAAUGGCUUACUUUUGUGUGUUGA